AUGCUAAAAGAAUUGGACCUGCCUGAGGAUUAUGAUAUAGUAUCAGUUGAUCUUAAUGAAUCAGAUAGUGACGCUAUCUGCAGCGUAUCAGAAGGGGAAACUAACACAAAUCAACAUUGCGGUUCUGCGGACAACAGACAACCCAAAGGUCAAGAGUACAUUGCAAUAACUGCAGUUAAUGCAAUAUUAGAUACAGGAGCCACAUCAUGUUGUAUUGACAAGAAAUCAGUCCCUUCACAAGCCCUGGAGAAAAAUUCCUACACUGUGAUGAUCAACGGAGUAAAUUCAAGGCAAGCAGCAAACUGGAAAUUAAAAGGAGGACAAAUGAUGAUUGGUGAGAAUAAAUUUCGUAUCCCCUUUACCUACUCAUUUGAUAUGACUUUAGGGGAAGGAAUUCAAAUGGUACUAGGAUGCAACUUUAUCCGAAGCAUGCAAGGCGGAUUACUAAUAGAAGGAAACCAGGCAACGUUUUAUAAAAAUGUUACUACCAUUGCUACUAAUCAAUCUGCAACAACAGCUAUUGAGGAGUUGGAAUUAAAUGAGGAUGAAUAUUUAGAAAUCCAAGAAAAGAUAUUCUUUGCAGGAGUACCAUCCAAUACUUCAAUCUUAAUAAAGCAUGACCCGUUAUUAAACAGACUCCAGGAGCAGGGAUUCAUCGGAGAAGACCCAUUAAAGCAUUGGGCAAAAAAUCAGAUUAUGUGUAAAAGUGACAUAAUCAAUCCAGACAUUACAAUACAAGACAAGCCGCUAUCCCAUGUGACACCAGUUAUGAAGCAGAUAUUUGAAAAGUAUGUUCAGGCAUUACUAGAAUUAAAAGUAAUCCGGCCCAGUAAGAGCAGACACCGAACUAUGGCCAUGAUCGUCCAAUCUGGAACAAGUAUAGACCCAAAGACAGGCAAAGAGGUCAAAGGAAAGGAAAGAAUGAUCUUCAAUUAUAGGGCUUUAAAUGAUAACACAUAUAAAGACCAGUACAGUCUUCUGGGAUAA
Messenger RNA from Zingiber officinale, 987 nucleotides. RefSeq lists its product as uncharacterized. The record is from RefSeq and is a predicted model, not a curated record. Bases 1 to 987 code for a protein of 328 amino acids. The transcript has 3 exons. Lineage: Eukaryota; Viridiplantae; Streptophyta; Magnoliopsida; Zingiberales; Zingiberaceae.